UUAGUAGAAAGCAAUAAUAUAAUAAAAUGGGAUCGGCAACUUGCUGAGAAAGAAGAGAUUUGAAGCUUUCAACUAUUGAGGACCCUCCAGAAUAUUCUACAAGAGCACAAAUUCGAACAACUAGUUUAGGAAAUUCCGAAUCAACUCAGAGGCAGCAUGAGAAGCAUUGAGGCUCUUGAACUUGCCAUUUAGAUCAAAGCGAAGAAUAUCCCAAAAAACGAGAGAGCAAGGGAAAUAAAAGGAAAUUUUCUAUGAAUACUAAGGAUGAUGAAGAUAUCACUCAGUUGUAUAAUACACAGAAUACUGUAAAGAUUCCUAAAAUAUUAGACGAGAUAGCUUCGAUAAGUAGUGAAGGAAGCAAUAAAAAUGAUAUAGAAAAGUCAAAUACAAAGUUUUCUGUCAGGACGAGCGAUUUGGUUAUGAAAAAGAAAGCAAAAACUUUCUACAAUGCUAAAAGAUCCAAGAAGGCCCUACUUAGUGAUUACUCUGAUGAAUUUAUUAAAGAAUUUGCUCUUCUUCGAGCAGAGGUAAAGAGCAAUAGACCUCAAAGAGUAGUAUCAACUACAAAUACGAGAAGGAAGAAACAAUUGAACAGAAAUUCAAAUAAAAAGAUUGUUAGUUUCAAAGAUUUCUAGUGUAAAUGUUCCUAAUAUUUUCCAGUAAAUCUACCUCAAAAAUAAAGUAUGAAAAGUUUAUGAAUAAGUUCACUAAAGUUCAAUGCUGAUUAUGAAAUU
Moneuplotes crassus is the source of this 734-nucleotide messenger RNA. The record is from the annotation of a GenBank genome assembly. Lineage: Eukaryota; Ciliophora; Spirotrichea; Euplotida; Euplotidae.